Wallemia ichthyophaga EXF-994 is the source of this 876-nucleotide messenger RNA. RefSeq lists its product as uncharacterized. Lineage: Eukaryota; Fungi; Basidiomycota; Wallemiomycetes; Wallemiales; Wallemiaceae. The transcript has 3 exons. The record is from RefSeq and is a predicted model, not a curated record. The coding region runs from base 1 to 876 and encodes 291 amino acids.
AUGAGCUUACCAAACGUAUUCUUCAUCACGGGAACAGCAACUGGCUUCGGUCGAGAGCUUGUCCUCCAACUCAAUGCGCUGAAACAGAAGGUUAUAGCAACGGAUCGAACGAUUGAUGGAAUAAAAGACUAUGAGCAACUCGAGCAUGUCUCAAUAAUGAAACUCGAUUUGAACAGCGACGAAGAAGAAAUAGCUGGUAUAGUGCGCGAUGCUAUCAAGAUACACGGCCACGUUACGCAUCUCAUCAACAACGGAGCAUACUCGGUGAAUGGAUGUAUGGAAGAAGUUUCGCUCACAGACGCCAAAAAUGAGUUUAAUGUGAACUAUUGGGGCACAAUUAAGGUGACGAACGCAUUCCUGCCGCACUUUCGCGGUCGCACUAGCGGAGAAAAGUUCAUUACGACCUUUUCCUCUAUUGCCGGUAUUCAAUCGUGGCCAUACUACGGAUACUACUGCGCCUCCAAGCAUGCUAUCGAGGCGUCAUUUGAAGCACUCAAGCUUGAAACCAAGCAUCUCGGUAUCAAAGUAUUGCUCAUUGAACCGGGAUACUUUCGAACAAAGUUCCUUCAAGAAGGAGUCCACGCAAGACCACCUAAAAACCCAGUCUCAGAUUACGCUCCGAUCUGCGAGUUCAUGACCAAGAGCGUGACAGACAUGGGUGCAUCUAAACUCGGGGACCCUAAAGUUGGAUGCGAAAGGAUAAUUGAGCUCUUAACGAACACUGGCCUUGCCAAGCAGAUCAGCAACGGCGAAAUACCUACCAGAGUCGCAUUGGGCUCUGACAGCUGCGAAAACAUAACGAAGAAGGGUCAAGAACUCAUCGAUAACGCAAACAGGUGGAAGGAGUUUUCACUUUCGACCGACUUCAAAAACUAA